Messenger RNA from Psammomys obesus (fat sand rat), 3659 nucleotides. RefSeq names its product TAL bHLH transcription factor 1, erythroid differentiation factor (gene Tal1). The record is from RefSeq and is a predicted model, not a curated record. Gene Ontology annotation, molecular function: protein dimerization activity; DNA-binding transcription factor activity, RNA polymerase II-specific; RNA polymerase II cis-regulatory region sequence-specific DNA binding. NCBI's taxonomy places the organism in Eukaryota, Metazoa, Chordata, Mammalia, Rodentia, Muridae. Gene Ontology annotation, biological process: regulation of transcription by RNA polymerase II. The transcript has 5 exons. The coding region runs from base 482 to 1474 and encodes 330 amino acids.
CCCCCCGACCUUCCCUCGGGGCCCCCCCGCGUUUUAUUCGUUGUGCGUGAAUCACCCCGUUUCCUCUCUCCGCGAGGUCGGGCCCCCGCGGGGCGCGGCGCGGCCGGCCGGCUCGGUUAUGCCGCGCGGGUGCGCCCCCCACCCCGUGGGCUCGCGCGUCCGUGGGCGGCUGCGUGUGACUGAUGGCGCUGGGUGGCGUUGGACAGCGCGGCCGCCCUGCCCACGCCGGCUGGCGGGGCCCCGAGCCGCCUCGCGCUCCCCCGCUCCCCUCCUCCGGGGCUGGGCCGUGCGCGGUCCUGUCCGCCGGGGAACCCGCGCCGGGGGUCCGUGUCCUUUAGAGACGGCGCAGGACCUCGCGGCUCGCUAAGUAACUGCUGGCCUCUCGGCGAGAGCCGGGGGAAAAGCCAGCGCCGGGGUCCUACCUUGAUCCCUCCGCAGAGGUCCUAACCAGACGGCCCGGUCCCUCUAAAUAUGCCCCAGGAUGACGGAGCGGCCGCCGGGCGAGGCGGCACGCAGUGACCCGCCGCUGGAGGGCCAGGACGCGGCCGAGGCCCGCAUGGCCCCCCCGCACCUCGUCCUGCUCAACGGCGUCGCCAAGGAGACGAGCCGCGGCGCCGCCGCCCCGGCCGAGCCCCCAGUCAUCGAGCUGGGAGCGCGCGGCGGCGCGGGGGGCGGCCCCGCCGGCGGGGGCGGGGCCGCCAGGGACUUAAAGGGCCGCGACGCGGCGGCAGCCGAAGCGCGCCACCGGGUGCCCACCACGGAGCUCUGCAGACCUCCCGGACCCGCCCCGGCGCCCGCGCCCGCCUCGGCCCCGGCGGAGCUGCCCGGAGACGGCCGCAUGGUGCAGCUGAGCCCACCCGCGCUGGCUGCCCCCGCCGGCCCCGGCCGAGCGCUGCUCUACAGCCUCAGCCAGCCGCUGGCCUCGCUAAGCAGUGGGUUUUUCGGGGAGCCGGAUGCCUUCCCUAUGUUCAACAACAACCGGGUGAAGAGGAGGCCCUCCCCGUAUGAGAUGGAGAUUACCGAUGGUCCUCAUACCAAAGUAGUGCGGCGCAUCUUCACCAACAGCCGGGAGCGCUGGCGGCAACAGAACGUGAAUGGGGCAUUUGCCGAGCUCCGUAAGCUGAUCCCCACGCACCCACCAGACAAGAAACUAAGCAAAAACGAGAUCCUGCGCCUCGCCAUGAAGUACAUCAAUUUCUUGGCCAAGUUGCUCAAUGACCAGGAGGAGGAAGGAACCCAACGUGCCAAGCCUGGCAAGGACCCCGUGGUGGGAGCUGGUGGGGGUGGGGCAGGGGGCGGCCUACCCCCUGAAGACCUUCUACAGGACGCACUUUCCCCCAAUUCCAGCUGCGGCAGCUCUCUGGAUGGGGCGGCCAGCCCGGACAGUUACACAGAGGAGCCAACCCCCAAGCACACGGCCCGCAGCCUCCAUCCUGCCCUACUGCCUGCUGCAGAUGGGGCUGGUCCCCGGUGAUGUAUCUGGGGCUGCCCAGGGCCAGCAGACAGGGGCUUUUAGGUCCCCGGGUUGCUUGGCUUCAGGGCAGAUGGGAUGAGAAGCAGGGCAAUGGACUUGAUAAACUUCCCUUAUAAUCUGAACUUUGGGAAGUCCCAACUGACCCUGGCCAGGCGUUUCUGUUUCCUGCCCGGAAACGGAAAAGGAAAACGAAGUUAAGUAGUAGGUACUUUAUCCGAAGAUGGCACGGUCCUCUCCCUCUCCCACCCCCCGCGACGUCCCAGUUAUGAGGCUCAAGUGUCAAUGUUUUUGGUCUAGAGUUUGUGAAACUUGGUUUAGAUAAGAUCUGGGGUUGUUACCUGUUACCUGAGGCAUCCCUAGGCCUCUGCCUUGCCUUUAGCCCAUCCCGAGCUGGCUGGGGUGGCUUUUGUGGCAGCUUCUGUUCAAAUAUAUAGGUACCCAAGAGCUGCCCAUUUCUUGAGCCCCAUCUUCAUCCAGGUCCGUGUUGAUCCAUCCAGCUUGCCAGCUGCUGCAGAGAGUCAAGCCUCGAGGUGCCUUCUUCAGGGCCUGGUUGGAAAAGAUGGCCAGAGAAUAGACAGCCUGCUCUCAACUAGCUGGGCCAGAAAACCCAACAGCCCUUCUUGCCCCAGGGAACCAGAGCUCCGCUUUCUCCCCGCUGAGACUUGCCUUUCUAUCCUGUGGCUGUGAGGACCAAGUCAGCAGCCCUGAGCAUGCUCUGUUAGGCUGUGUGCAGGCACAGAAAGGGAAAGUGACAUUAGGGUGAAACGAAGCAACAGUGUUUGGGGCUCUGGGUUUCAACUCCUGCACAUGAUGGUGUGAUGAUGCAUUGCAUGUUGGUGCUGGGGCUAUGCAGCCCACGGGCUUCCCCAGGGAGCUGAAAGGGAAGCUUUCUUUUGCAAGAUGUCUGUUGGCUGAUGGUCUGGACUUCCAAAUGGAGUACAAACUGUCUUGUAAAUACUCUGUUAGGGAUUUUGCUUGACCAGUUUUUGGUGGCAACUUUACGCCAUGAACAACCCAAGAUGCAGCCUGCUGCUAGGGCAAGGAGUCCAGGCACAGGCAAGGCCCUGGCUGAGACCUGGGCUCGAGUAUUUGCUCAGCCUAACUUUUAAGUACGCCCCUGUCUCGCAAAGUGCAGGCCCUACGUGUGUGCACGGUAGGUUGAUUUAAUGCGAUGUGAGUGGCCCCCUCUGGAAGCUGUACAUGAAACUUUUGUAAAGCAAAUCCUCCUCUGUCUCUUAAAGAAGUAACCCCUGCAAGUCAUUUUUGUAAAGUGGAGAAUUCUUUUGUCGUACAGACAGCUCCCCCAGGGUUCCUCCCCUGUGUCGAACCAGUAGGUGGGCCCGAUUUUUCGUAAGGCUAGGCCUGCCUAUAAUGAAGUUCAAGCUCAUGGAACAAACUGCACAGAAGUCCUAUGUCUGCCAUUGCACCGCUGUCACCAGCUCUUCCUCUCUUCCUCCAGGCUUUGCCUUUGAGCCCCAGGGAAAGCUCCAUCGUGUGAUGGAGGAGCCCAUCACUUCUCUGUUUGAGUUUCAGCACAAUGGCUUGUACCCACUGCGAUGUUGCCUGAGUAUAGACUUAGGCAGACAGAGAUGGCUCCUGGUCCUCUCCCUAUCUUCUUCCUAUUAAGUGCUGAGGUCCCCCAGGCAUAGGAACAAUUAUGGCCAGCUACUAAGGCACUGUGGUCCUUGUCUCAUCACAUUGUGCUAUAUAUCGCCAUGAGCAUUAAGGUUGGUUCCUAAGCAUCGCUUGGGUGUCAGUCCAAGGACUCAGACCCAUGAGAAAAAAAAUGGAACAACUGUCCCGGGCGCUAAGCUUGUUUGUGCUUCUCAGUGGAGCAAUGACCUGGGAAUGAAAAAUGUGGAUCUUGUCGGUGGGUUUCAUGAGAGGUAUCACACACUUGCCAGGAGCUUAAGCUGUGGUUCCCUUCCUCAGCUUGACAGCUUCACUGGACAGUGAACUAACACUGACGUUGGAAGCUCACUGAGUCUGUAAAGAGUGCCGUGCUCUGGGGGAUGCAGCGCAGUGGGAGAGAAGUACACAUGGGCUUCUGGGUUCAGUGCCUAGUGCAGACACAAGAGAAGCUUCAUUUCCUUUGGUGGCGACCCUGCUGUGAGGUUCCGGCCAGAGUUCAGGCCCUGGGCAGUUGAUAUUUGUGUAAUUUAGGUAAUAAAAUACUUUCCCUUGA